UCCGUCUACGCUUAGGGAAGGACGUUGUUGAGGAAGCAAGAAACCGGUCGUUGUUCUUAUGUUUGGUUAAACGCUAAAAUGCCUGACAGUUGUUCGCUUAUUUAACGUUAGAUAUAAACCGGUCGUUUAACUCGACUAUUUAAUUUAUCCUGGACAUAGAGGCAAAUAAAGCUACGGGUGGGACGUAAAUGUACUUUUAAAGAAUACUGAGGCUGAUAAAAUCUCAUCCAUGCCCGCAGGAUGCAUCUCAAAGCUCUUCUGUGUUUAUUAGUGGCCUGUUAUGAAUCAGCUGCAUCUCUAAAUACAGAAAAUGCAACACAAAAAGACUUCCCACCACUACUGCUUAUAUCAUUUGAUGGUUUCAGGGCAGACUAUCUGAAAAAAUACUCUUUCCCCAAUCUGCAGAAGUUCUUUUCAGCUGGGGUUCUUAUCGACCAUCUCACCAAUGUGUUCGUAACUAAAACUUUUCCUAACCAUUACAGUCUUGCUACAGGUCUGUAUGCAGAAAGCCAUGGUAUUUUGGCCAGUCAUAUGUUUGAUCCAGUGACAAAAAAAAAGUUCUCUCUUGAAGAUGACACUGAUCCUUUCUGGUGGAAUGAAGCAACACCCAUUUGGGUGUCUGUGCAGAAAUGGGGCUAUAAAUCCGCCGCUGCUAUGUGGCCAGGAACGGACGUUAUGAUUCAAAACCAUACCUCAACAAACUUCAUGAAGUAUGAUUCAAAAGUGAGCUUCAGGGAGAGACUGGGAAACAUCACAACGUGGAUGACUGAAGACAACUCUGUCAAGUUUGCAGCACUCUACUGGGAGGAGCCUGACCAUACUGGACAUAUCUUUGGGCCGGAAAACACAACAGAAAUGACCAGGGCACUGAAAGAGGUGGAUGAUGAUGUAGGUUUUAUGAUGGAGCACCUCAACAACUCGGGGCUCUGGGGAAAGAUUAAUGUGAUUAUUACAAGUGACCACGGUAUGGUUCAGUGCUCCAAGGAUAGACUUAUUAAGCUGGACCAGUGUAUCAGCCGCAGCAGCUACACGUUGGUGGACCUCACUCCAGUGGCUGCCCUCGUGCCUAUUAAUGAUGCCACAGAUCUAUACAAAAACCUGAGUAACUGUCAUCCACACAUGAAGGCUUACCUAAAGGAUGCAGUCCCUGAUAAACUGCACUACAGGAACAAUGAGAGGAUUCAGCCAAUCAUCUUGGUGGCUGAUGAAGGUUGGACAAUUGUCCAGAACGGCAGCCUCCCACGAUUGGGAGAUCAUGGCUAUGAUAACUCCCUCAGCAGUAUGCACCCCUUCUUGGCAGCAAACGGCCCUGCUUUUCGUAAAGGCUACCGCAUGGAGACCAUCAACAGUGUGGACCUGUACCCUCUCAUGUGUCACCUCUUGGGCAUCCCAGAGAUGCCCAACAACGGCAGUUUCUCACACAUACGUUGCACGCUGGUCAGUGAGAAGUGCACAGACCUGGCUGUUGUGGUGGGCAUCGUUAUUGGAGUCUUUAUAGUGCUCACCACCCUCACGUUCCUCUUCAGACUGAUGAAGAACAGAGAUCCAUCAUCAUCACGGCCGUUUGCUCGCUUGGAGCUGCAGGAAGAUGAUGACGACGAUGACCCUUUGCUUGAGUGAGCUGCUGAGUGUUUGGAUGGAGGUGUGCAGUCUCUCAAGUCCAGGGUAUUUAAUUUUGUUCAGGCAUUCGAGAUGAUGGCCAAAGAAGAGAGAAUCGGAGAAGACAAUCAUGAACAGAGUUUAGGAAAUGAGUCAAGGGCUUUGCUUAAUGGAUGAUUUAAAAAAGAAAAAGCUAAAAUAUGUCUAGCAUAGUAAAAGAUGGUCAAAUUUUCAGCUUGUCAAAGUACACUAUAUGAAAAAAGUAUUGGGACACCAGAUCAAUUAUUGUUUCUUUCAAAAUCAGGGGUGUUAGAGUUUAUCCUGCUUUUGUUGGACUAACUCUCUCUAUUGUGCAGGGAAGGCUUUCUACUAGACUUUUGAGAAUUGCUAAGAUGAUUUGAUUGCGUUCAGUGACAGAAGCGUUAGUGUUGGAUAACCAUCACUCACCUCGUUGCCAACUACGGUACCCAACUCAUCUAGCACAGACCUGUCAUUAAGCAUGGUACAGAUAGGAUUAUGUUUUCAGGUCCAGAGAAUUUUUUUUAUUGGCAGUACAUCUGUAUAGGCACUAGACAAGCUGUGGGUGUGCUUUGCAGAUUUGUUUUUUGUAUUAAGUGCAACUGUAAACAUUGCUGAAUACAUCAAUUCAGGUGGUUGUAGUGUGUAUAUAUAUAUGAGGGUAUUGUGAUUAUGUUUAUAUACUUUUAAUAAGGCAUGAAUGUACAUAAUACAGUAAUAUGGCAUUAUGUAGCUAUUUCGCAGUUUUAAAAGACCAUUAUAAAAUAGUAGAAUACACAGAUGAGGUAAAACAUUAGGACCUGAUAUGCUUUAAAGGUGUCCUGUAACAUCUGUCUCUCUUCUUCCUGCUGUUGUUACUGUUAAUUUGUCCAAACUUGGACCACUACCUGUGUUACUGUUCACCAGGAAUGCCCAAGCCAUAAUAAUUUAGCAAUUAAUAAAGCCACACUCCUGCAUCUGAAUUGUCACCUACGAGAACCAACGGUUCAGUUACUGUAUAAUAUAAUAUAGGCCUGAGGCAUUGUUUUUAGAAUAGUCAUAAUGUUUUUGCUUAUUGUUUUCUGUGCUAUAUCUUAAUUGAAUAUCCCUACAGCUAGUGUCUGGCACACUAUAAUGAAUAUUGUGGUUUUACUUGAGGCCUUGUGAUUGGCUCAACAAAUGAACUUACUUAAAGUGCACUGCAAAGUACAGUAAUGUUCUGUUCUUUCAAAUACUCUGACAUGCCAAAAGUCAUGGAACAGGAGCUAAUACUGUGUUCCAUGACUUUUGCCAUGCCCUAUUUAAGUUAGAGAAUUCUGCAAUAACCUGUGAGCUGUUUGUUGGGUCUCCAGCAUUGAGUGUGGACGUUGUUAUUUCUGUAUGAUUCACUUGUAUGCCAUGAGCACGCUGGCCAAUGUUCAGCUUAGUUCACAAGAUAACACCUCAUAACUUAUACAGGUGUGAGCGAGUCUAAGCCAUCCUCUGAGGAAACACUCCUUGAUUACUUUACAUAUUUCAAUCCCAUGACGUUUGGCCUGUCAGUGCAUUUGAUUGUUUGUUAAUUUUUUGUUGUUGUUGGCCUUUUUUAAAAUGAUGUCAGCUGACUGCACAGUAUAGAGCUGAUUUAUUGUUGUUCCGUCUGGAAUGCAGGAUGGAUGUGCGCACUGUACAUUUUUUUUUGUUACAUUUACUACUGUAGGUCAGGUGUCUUUCAUUAAGGAUGCAGGGAAUGUAAUUUAAUUUAAUUAAUCUUCCAUUUCCUCAAUGAAUACGAGUGCUGUUAUUUAAUCACCUUUAAGAGUCUUGAUAUUUAAGAUUAAUUUGUCACUGUUUAAAAAAAAAAUCUAUUUUUCUAUUUUGGUGGUACGUUUUUGUUUUAAUCGUGGUAUGUGGCAUAAGAAUUGUUUUAACUGUCUUCUCUGAGAACCUUUUAUGGUUUCUUUGAAGAACCUUCAAGAAAAGUAUUCCUUGAAGCAACAUCAAUCUUUCUUUAAGGUUCGUCAAAGCACCUUAAGGGAUUCCUCCACAGUUUCAGACUGAAGGACCCCUAAAAGCUCCUAUAGGAACAUUUUAAUAGUGUGUAGCUAAAGGCCCUCUAAAACAGAGUUCAGAUUUUAUGGGCAGAAAAAAAAACGCAAGUUUUGAAAACAAAGGUACAUGUAUAAUAUGUAUGUCUUUUACACCAAUGCUGCUUAAAAUGAUCUGUCAGAACCUAUUCUAUUUUUUUCAGUUCAGUUCAUUUUGAGCUCUUUUGUCAUGGUUACAGCCAGGUCUGAUUCAGUGUACAGCAUUUACUUAAUUAAAAAAAUCAUAUCUGGGUUAUUCCUCUGUGUCACAGGGCCCUAAGGCCUUCACAAUUUUUUUUUUAUGUUUGUUGUUGAGGAUUUAAGAAUUUAAGAAUCUGUUGCUUGUUUGUUUUUCCUGAAUCAAGUGUUCCUAAAGCUUUUUUCUUCUUUUUGUCUUUAUUUUUGCUAUAUGAGGUAUAUAAGGCAGAGAUUGCACUGUAGUAUCACUGAAUCUAUGCAAGAAUGACUGUCAGUCUUCUGAACUCGGGUAAUGGUAUUUGUGUGAGCAAAAAUUAAAUAAAACCUUUGUUCAUAUGUUUAAA
Molecule: messenger RNA, 4204 nt
Organism: Astyanax mexicanus (Mexican tetra)
Lineage: Eukaryota; Metazoa; Chordata; Actinopteri; Characiformes; Acestrorhamphidae
Gene: enpp4
Product: ectonucleotide pyrophosphatase/phosphodiesterase 4
Exons: 4
Coding region: 241-1620 (459 amino acids)
Source: RefSeq, a predicted model, not a curated record